Penaeus monodon (black tiger shrimp) is the source of this 2462-nucleotide messenger RNA. RefSeq names its product sodium/bile acid cotransporter-like. Gene Ontology annotation, cellular component: membrane. NCBI's taxonomy places the organism in Eukaryota, Metazoa, Arthropoda, Malacostraca, Decapoda, Penaeidae. The coding region runs from base 572 to 2005 and encodes 477 amino acids. The record is from RefSeq and is a predicted model, not a curated record. The transcript has 7 exons.
GGUUCGUUUUCUCCUUACGUUGAUGGCGAAGAGUAGGUAAAAGGACCCGAUGUAACUGGACAGUCCUAAAAGUCACGCUGUUUAAAUGCCUCGGCGAUAAGGCUUAUCUUAUCAGCGCCAAGAAACGAAGGGCAUCUCGUUGCGAAGAGACCCGCAACGAUUAACUUUUUUUUUUUUAUCAAUAUGUUAUAAAAUCAAUGGAAAUCACCAAUGGAUAUCAAUGGAAAUUUUCGAUUGCGUAGUUCGUCGUGUCAUAUUUCGGUUUUGAUUCAGACCGUCCGUAGUGCUGUGUGACGGGACACUUCACCAGGCCGCAUUUACGUAACUCGGUUAGAGAUGAGGCGAAUCACGUCCAGUUGAUGCCCGGCGUUCGUCGGGAGGACACACACCGUCCGACCCAGGCUGUGUUGACACCUCUGCCGCCUCCUUCUAGAGACCGCGAAUCAACUAGGAUCGGCGAACGAGACAAGAGAACAGAGGGGGAUGCUCAAAUUACGAGAGAAACCACCGUCCCCGUGAACCAAUUAAGUGUCUGUGACGUGUUUAAGUGUGUACGAAGGGAAGGGAGAGGAUGUCGCGGUUCAAUGCAAUGCUGGUGACGUUCCUGCUGGUGGAGGCGGUCGUCCCAGCUGCCAGGGCUCUGUACCUCGACGUCUCCCACUCCGGCGUGUGGAAAUUACCCGAAGACACUCCCCACGACCUGCAGUUCGCCCUCCGCUUCAACGCCAGCGACCUCCUCCCUCACGUCCCUCCCGAGGCCUUACUGGAAGUCACCGUUGUACCUGACGAAGCGUGGAAGCUGAGUUUUGUGAACGACACUGUUUUGUUCACGGCCGAGGAGGUGCUCAGAGGCAUGAACAAGAGCGUCACGUUCACCGGGUACUACUGGGGCACCACGGAGCUCACCUUCUACCUGACCCGGAAUGACCUUGACCCGGAUUUCGACGACCCAGUCCUCCUGAGUGAAGAUGACCUCGCGAUCACAAUCGACCGAAAAUCCUUAAUUGUCGACACCAUCUUCAUCGCCGUCGGCUCCUUCUUCGUCCUGAUCAACAACAUCAACAUGGGAGCUCAACUUGACAUCAACAUCAUCAAGAGUGUGUUGAGACGUCCCCUCGGGCCAGCUUGCGGUUUCGUGUCCCAGUUCCUGUGCAUGCCGACGCUGACAUUCGCCAUGGGAAAGCUGUUCUUCGGCGACCCUCUGCACCGCCUGGGCCUCUUCACCUUAGGCUGCUCCCCCGGGGGUACCUCAUCGAACUUCUGGACUCUCAUUUUCAACGGAGACAUCAAUCUGUCAAUCACCAUGACCAUUAUCUCCACCAUCGCUGCAAUGGGUAUGAUGCCCAUGUGGAUGUUCACUUUGGGGUCGAGUUUGUUGGAGGAAAACGCCAACAUCCAGAUUCCCUUCGUCAACCUGGCCAUCUCCCUCUUCACCCUCACUGUUCCCGUUUGCCUUGGAAUUGUCUUAAGGAUGAAACGACCCGCCUGGGCUGAGAAGGGGAAGAGAAUCAUCAAGCCUUUUUCAUUCUUCAUCCUCAUCUUCUUCAUGGUGGUAGGUACUUACAACUCCUAUAAGGUGUUGUUGAUGAUGACGUGGCAGAUGGUCGUCGCCGGCUUUCUCGUGGUCCUCUGUGGAUACACCUUGGGUGCCAUUUUUGCCAGGGUCGUGUGCCUUACCGGAGACAAGGUCAUCGCCAUAAGCAUCGAGACGGCGCUGCAGAAUCCUGGAGUGGCAUUUAUCCUUCUCAAACUGUCCCUCGAAAGCCCGUACAGUGACCUAGCAGCUGUACCCAUCAUCGCAACGCUGUUCGUGUCUGGGCCGCCCCUCAUCCUCGUAUACCUGUGUUACUUGCUCGCCCGUCGCUGCUGUGGCUGCUGCCCGUCUGCCCAGGGCGCAGACGGGCAGACGGGCAGCAGCGCGGAAAUCGGGAACAAGGAACCUGGAGAGGCGAUGAAGUUCCUGCCCGACGCCGAAGGAGGGACGCUCAAGGGCAGGGAGGAAUGAGCAGGAGGGAAAAGGGGAAGGUAGAGGAGGCGGGAAGGGAGUGUGUGUGUGUGUGUGUGUGUGUGUGUGUGUGUGUGUGUGUGUGUGUGUGUGUGUGUGUGUGUGUGUGUGUGUGUGUGUGUGCGUGUGUGUAUGUGUAUGUACAUGAACCCAAACACAGUAACGUGUACACAAAGAUGAAUAGAAAAACAGCCACCUUCAUCGUAACGUUUCAAACACGUCAAGAGUUUAUUGACGUCAAGCUUAUUGCACGUCUUAGUGUCCUUAUUGCAAAUACAAAUCAUUUCUGACUACAUUUUGUAUCGCAGUAUGUAUGCUCAGUGAAAUUAUACUUAUAAAUAUUUCAUUCUUGUGUAUACAACUAUUCAUCAUAAUUAUAGUUUGAAAAUCAUCAUGUAUAUGUAUAUUUGAAGCUAAUUUGUACAUUUUGCGCUCAAUAAAGCUAUAUUAAUGAUAA